Molecule: messenger RNA, 2335 nt
Organism: Seminavis robusta
Lineage: Eukaryota; Bacillariophyta; Bacillariophyceae; Naviculales; Naviculaceae
Source: the annotation of a GenBank genome assembly
CAUCGAAGGUCAUUUUUGCCCGACUCGACUCAAGACCAGCCCCUUGGCUCAGACACCAUGAACGCUGAACACUGCAUUGACUUUGCGCUGAGAAGGAAGGAAGCGAUCAUUGCAUGUAUCACCACAAAACUCCUUGACUGCCACUCUCUCUUUAGUGGUUUUGGAAAGGAGAACAAGAGCCCACGACGUGAAACCAAUCCGAUCGAUACCAGUACAUCUAUAGAUACUGUGUAAACGACAAGACAAUGCCCAUGCCCACCACCUUUCGCGUCGUGUGUGCCGUCAUUGGCCUGUGUGCACUGCUGGGAAUGCUCUUUGAAGAGCGAUUGGUUCUCCAACUCAAGAGCGUAGAUGUCAUGUCGGGGUCGUCUCGAGUGGCCAUCAGCAGCACUGGUGGUGGUGCUGGUUCUUUUUCCUUUCCCGAAAGCUCCAAGGCAGCCUUGGCGUCUUCCAUUCCAACCAGUCCAGUUGCAUUUGAUGCCGAGAAGCCGCUAUUUGUCUUGAGUCUCGUCAAUCAUUACGAUUUGGCGAUUCCCAGGUACUUUGAAUGCGCUGGAUACAACCGCAGCAACAUGGUCAAUCGUUGGAUGCCAGUAUCCACAAAUCCAAAAGAAAAACGGCGGACUGUGGGACAAUGCUUACGGGACAAGGUCACCAGCCGCACACGAAUUACCACCAGUUCGUGUGGAAACAACAAUCACGUCUGGUUGAAUACACAGUUUCUGCAAGCACCAAGACUCAAUCCCAAACGCUUUCGGGCUCAUGAUUGCUUUGAUCUGGUCAUGUCGCCGGGUGCCUUGACACACUUGGCAGAAAAUGCAUAUCCACAAGGGGGCACCAUUUUGAAUGUCAUUCGAGAUCCCAUGGAAUGGGUACAGACACUCUCACCACAAUUACCAAAGCAUUGGCAUGAGUGGUGCAAUGACAAUCACAACAAUGCAUUUCCAGGGCUGGGAGAAGUCAACAACAAACGAAGUCUGCUGGGAUUUUAUCUAGAAUACCAAAACAGAAUCAAAGAGUUUGUGGCAAACAACAACAAUCAAAAUUGGAAUUAUGUCGAAAUUGAUUUGAGACAUUCUCAUCAAGAGAUUGGAGCACAGUUGCAACAACAGCUGGGAAUUGACAAGCAAUGCUGGGUGGACUCCGCUGUCGGCAACUUUGGCACGGAGGAGGACGAUCCUCUAAUAUUGGCCAAUCAACCGCGACCCAAUGACAUUACGUAUCCAGCAUUGGUCACAGCCAUGCCCAAGUCGGGGACAUCCACAAUAAAUGACUACUUUGGAUGUGGACUGGGGGAGUGGACUGCCUCUCAUCAAUGGACAUGGAUGACUCAUGAUAGUCCUAAAGGUGUCAAGGAAAUUACUAUUGGAGAGUGCAUGGUGGCCAAUAGCGAAAACAACACGGAUAUAUUGAAAGGCUGUGGGAAUGCCAUGGUGUGGAGUGAUACUGGUGUGUUGCGACAUGCCAACCGAAAAAUGAAAACAAAAGGAAUCUGCUACCUGCCAAUGUUGCACAUGCAAGGUCUCGAACGAUUUUACAACGCAUAUCCUCGUGGCACAAUCAUUCACAUGGUCCGCGAAACUUCCUCCUGGAUUUCAUCCGUCAAGCGAUGGAACAAUUUGCACCUUCGCUGGGUCAAGGGCAAGUGUAUGGGUGCUGGAUUUCCAAAGCAUGUGGAUGCCCCGGAUAGGGAAUGGGAACAGUUCUACGAGGGUGUCACUGAGAUUGUGCGUUCUUUUGUCAAAAGUCAUCCCUCCUUGACUUACAUUGAACUCCCACUGAGCGAAAAUGCGGCACCGAUGGUCCAUGAUAUCUUUCGAUUCCCCAAGAGCUGUUGGGGACACUCCAAUGUCAACAACCCAGACAACAAAGCCGUAUCGCAGCCACCCAAGGCGAAGAAUGCAACUAGUCCAGUCAAGGACGUCAACACAGGAGUCAAAAAUGAGAAACUGCCACCCUUGGCGCUUGCGAAGAAUGCAACUGGGAACACACCGCGGAUGCAAGGGUUUGCGCCAAAGACUCCGGCACGGCGUUCAUAAAGUGGUAGCCUGCCAAAUGGCACAUAUGGAUGACAGCUGCAAAUGUCCUUGGGGAUUCGGCGUGAAAUGGCGCAGGCACGCUGAACCCGUACCGUACGCUAAGAUGGAUUUAUGCGUUUGGAGAAUCCUGACGGGGUUGUGGGAUUACGACGGCACGGCAAUGCAGGCAACUCCCGCUGCAUGCACGAACAAUGCAAGAAGCGGCAAUUUGGGUUUCACUAGUCAAAGGAAGUUGUGUGCUAGCUCGCUGUUAGAAACCUAAGAUGGUGAACUAACAAGGUUCAUAUUAUUGUCUC